AACAAGAAGAGUCUUAAGAAAAAUAUUCAUGAGAAUAAAGAGGAAAAAACACGUGCUUCAACAAGAAACACAGAUUUCCUUCAAUCACCAAAAGUCAAUUUCAUUCAUCCCCACAUCACAAAUCUUAUACGGAAUCAAAGCACAGAACCAAUAGUAGAUUCUACAAUAUUCCACUCUUACAUGGGACAAGCAACACAAAUUUCACAAUAAGCAGAGAACAGUCCUCAAUGAACACUUUAAAUGAACUCAAAACAACCUUAGCAAAAACAAUCAAAGAACAAAAAGAAGAGGAAAUUCAAAAAGGAAGCAACUUUGCUGUCCCUUUAAUUUAUCAUCUGAAAUGCUCACCAUUGAUUUGAGCAGAACACCUCUAUGUGUUACCCUUUUGCCUCCUUUUCAACAAGGACUCAAGAUUCAAUUUUCCCUUUCAAAUUCAUCUGUUAAUUCGUUUCUGUAUAGUUUUAAACCCAAACGGUUUCAUUUCUUGAAACCAUGUUCUUCACUAAGGGAAACCAAGAAACAGCAAACCCUUUUGAAAACACCAAAUAAAUCUCCUCAGAGCUUCAGGAAGCUGCUUAAUUUGAACCCCAAAAAUGAGGAUGAUGAUUAUGAGAGUGAGAGUGAGAGGGAUAGUGGAUUAGGAAAUGAUGAUAAUUCUGCUAUUAAAGGUACCAUUUUGGCUGGUCUUUUGAUUGUGGGUGUGGUUGGUGGAUUUGGAACUGUUGGGUACUUAUACAAGGAACAGAUCAAUGCUUUCUUGAACCAGUUUUCUGGCUUUAUUGAAGGUUAUGGAGCAUCUGGAUACGCUCUCUUCAUUGCAGUUUAUGCUGGGUUAGAAAUCCUUGCAAUACCCGCCAUUCCAUUGACGAUGUCAGCUGGUCUUUUAUUCGGCUCCAUAACUGGAACCAUCAUUGUUUCCAUUAGUGGAACGGUGGCUGCUAGUGUAGCGUUCUUGAUUGCCAGAUAUUUUGCUCGUGAACGUAUUCUUAAGCUGGUAGAAGGGAACAAGAAAUUUCUUGCAAUUGACAAAGCAAUUGGAGAAAAUGGUUUCAAAGUUGUUACCCUUCUCCGUUUGAGCCCUUUGCUUCCUUUUUCUCUUGGGAAUUAUCUGUAUGGUCUGACUUCGGUCAAGUUUGUGCCAUACGUUUUAGGAAGUUGGCUAGGAAUGCUUCCUGGAACAUGGGCAUACGUGAGUGCAGGUGCAUUUGGCCGCGCAUUUAUUCAAGAGGAAUCUGAAAUUGGUCUAGGAGGAGGAAACCAACAGCUAUUGACCCUUGGAAUAGGUUUAUUGUUUACAGCAGUUGCUGCAGCCUAUGUAACACGGCUUGCAAAGGAUGCUAUGAAGGAUAUCGAGUAGACAGCAGAAUUACUUUUACCUUAACCAAUUACAGUUUAUGUGCUCUUUAUGAACAUGCAUAACCGGCUCGUGUAAGUUGAGAUGUACAUAGUGAAUAAAAUCAAGUGCUCUAUCUUUAACCACAGCCCAGUUUUGGUUGGAA
Nicotiana attenuata is the source of this 1499-nucleotide messenger RNA. RefSeq names its product TVP38/TMEM64 family membrane protein slr0305-like. The transcript is spliced from 7 exons. The record is from RefSeq and is a predicted model, not a curated record. The coding region runs from base 341 to 1357 and encodes 338 amino acids. Lineage: Eukaryota; Viridiplantae; Streptophyta; Magnoliopsida; Solanales; Solanaceae.